GGGGGGCCAUGAUCGCCGUGUCCAUCCCGGCCGCGGAGCCCGAGGCGGCGGCGCGCGGCCCCGAGAAGCCGCACACGGUGUUCAGGGUGGAGGUGCUGUGCAAUGGCCGGCGGCACACGGUGGCCAAGCGCUACAGCGAGUUCCAGGCGCUGCACAAGCGGAUCAAGAAAACCUGCAAGGUCCCGGACUUCCCUCCCCGCCGGGUCCCCAACUGGAUGCCCAAAGUGCUGGAGCAGCGCCGGCAGGGCCUGGAGCUUUACAUCCAGGGUGUCCUGUACCACAACGCGGAGCUCCCCCCGGAGGUGCUGGACUUCCUGAAGGUGCGGCAUUUCCAGCCGGACCCCAGGGCCGGCAGCCUGCCCUCCUCCAGCCGCUUUGCCGCGGAGGCGAGCAGGCCUGGCUGCCUGCCUUCCCAGCGGCCUGUGAUGAGUUUCUGCCGAGACCCCUAUGUACGGCCACCAUCCACAGAUCUGCUUCCUGAUACAGUCCUGAGCGGCGUGCUGCAGGGUCUCUACGUCCCGGAGAGCUGCUCCUCUCGCAAGGCAGCGCCGCGGGGCCUCGGCCAGCCAGGCUCCUGAGCGCACGCACGCAGCACCCGCCGCCUCCCCGCCGCCGCUAAGGGUAGGCUGGCUCCGCGAGGGGCCCUCCCCGCUCACCGGCUGGGUGUCCUGGACCUCAGGGGAGGGAUGUAGUGGUGGGGCCUGGCUCCACAUCUCGCACUAGAAACACUGUUCAUGUAAAGCACGUGUGUGAUGCAGCCGCAGUGGCCGGCCAGGCCUGCUAGGAAGGCCCACAGCAGUGACAUUCUCUAGGACAGGGAGCUAGAAAGCAAGAGGGGCUGCUCUCAGACAGGAAAAUUGAGGAUGGAAGAAGCCAAAUGGUACAGCAGGAGCCACAGCUGCUCGCCAGACUAGAGCUGGCUUGUACCUGCUCUAACCAUGGCAAUUCAAGCCCUCGAGUGCCUUAGUUUUAAGCGCAGGAGUUCUGCCUUCUGCACUCUUGUUUUGGGUUUGCGGGAGGAGCCUUUGGACUCUGAACUGUACUGGGAAAACCCCUCAGUGUCUGGGUUUCUGGCAUUUGGGAGACUGUGCAAUAAAUCACUCAGGCUUGAUUGGCA
This is a messenger RNA of Rhea pennata, 1117 nucleotides long. It is a transcript of the gene SNX22, whose product is annotated as sorting nexin 22. Gene Ontology annotation, molecular function: phosphatidylinositol phosphate binding. The transcript has 7 exons. The record is from RefSeq and is a predicted model, not a curated record. NCBI's taxonomy places the organism in Eukaryota, Metazoa, Chordata, Aves, Rheiformes, Rheidae. The coding region runs from base 9 to 578 and encodes 189 amino acids.